Molecule: messenger RNA, 1338 nt
Organism: Clavispora lusitaniae ATCC 42720
Lineage: Eukaryota; Fungi; Ascomycota; Pichiomycetes; Serinales; Metschnikowiaceae
Gene: HMX1
Product: Hmx1p
Biological process (GO): heme oxidation
Molecular function (GO): heme oxygenase (decyclizing) activity
Source: RefSeq, a predicted model, not a curated record
AUGACCGUUCACACAAAUUUCGGACAAACGUCACCUUUUGAGCAUUCACACGAGAUUAUCCCCACAAAUUGUAGUGCAUUUAUCGAGCAUUCUCUGGUGUGCAUAGUCUGCAUUAUCUUUUCCAUCAGUCGCGUCUCCCAGCAUGGAUGCAUCUGCUUUUAUGAGCAAGAGCUACGGAAAUGGCGCCCUAAAAAUAAACGGAAAACCCGAGAUGAAAACACAUGUCAAGAAAAUAGUAUCAGUCUUCUGCACAGCCCUACGAGAGAAGAAAUGGGACAAAAAUUCUUGUCGCGGGGUAGACCGAUAUAUGCGAUUGCCUUUGUCGGAGAUAUCGGUGAAUACUUAAUAUACCAGGCAUGCUCGCCGCAGAAAAAAAAACCACACCCACUUUUUCUACACUUUUCUUCAAACAGUUUCCUUGAAGAGCUUUACUCACAAGGACUUCCCGCCACUUAUACCUACAUCAAAAUGUCCACCACAACAACCAAGUUGAACCAGCAGGAAAUUAUUCCGCUGCGCACAGAUGUCGGAGCCUUGGCCAACAGAAUCAACAUGGAAACCAGAAGUCUUCAUAAUAAGAUCGACAAGUUGGUCACACUCAAGUUUGCGCUUGCCUUGCGUGACUACAAGAUCUUCAGACAAGGCUUGCAAAGUUUUUACCACGUGUUUGCCACGAUUGAAGAGUGUUUGUACAAGCAGCUCGAAAACGAAGAUUCCGAGUGGACCCCGCUUCUCAGAAAUGUGUGGAAGCCUGAGAUGGCCAGACGCGAGAAGGGCCAGCAGGACUUGUUGUUCUACUAUGACGGCAGAAAAGAGAAGUUCAUGACGCCCAUCAUGCCUGCGCAAAUCGAGUUUGUCAACCACAUUCGCCAGGUGACGAGCGAGAAACCUUAUCUCUUGUUGGCAUACUUGCAUGUGAUGUACUUGGCGCUUUUUGCUGGCGGGCGUGUCAUGAGAUCGUCCAUUUCGAGAGCCACAGGCUUGUUUCCUCGUAAGGAUGGUUUGAGCCACGGUGAAAUCGUCAAAGAAGGCUCUAACUUCUUCCUGUUUGACGUGGAAGAUGAGAACACGUUCCGUCUUCUCUACAAGAGAGACUACGAGUUGCAAACGAGAAACAACUUGACAGAGGAGCAGAAGUUGGAAAUCAUCGAGGAGUCCAAGUACAUUUUCCAACAGAAUGCCAAGUGUGUCAUAGAGUUGGAGCACCACAACUUGAGCCGCAUCAAAAGCAAGUGGUCCUACUUCUUUGUCACCAGAGGCUACUACAUUGCCAUCGCCAUUUUCUUCGUUAUUGCAUUGGUGUCUCUUCGGAGAAUCUACUCCCACGUCAUAGCAUAG